AUGUCCCUACUCCCCAGUGUGUCCCUACUCCCCAGUAACGCCCUACCCGUCAGUAACGCCCUACCCGCCAGUAUGUCCCUACUCCUCAGUAUGUCCCUACUCCUCACUGUGUCCCUACUCCCCAGUGUGUCCCUACUCCCCAGUAAGGACCUACCCGUCAGUAAGGCCCUACCCGUCAGUACGUCCCUACUCCUCAGUGUGUCCCUACUCCUCAGUGUGUCCCUACUCUCCAGUGUGUCCCUACUCUCCAGUGUGUUCCUACUCUCCAGUGUGUUCCUACUCCCAGAUCUGAGUUUCUGGUCCAACACCCAUGCUGGCCUUUGA
Molecule: messenger RNA, 324 nt
Organism: Penicillium brevicompactum
Lineage: Eukaryota; Fungi; Ascomycota; Eurotiomycetes; Eurotiales; Aspergillaceae
Exons: 2
Coding region: 1-324 (107 amino acids)
Source: RefSeq, a predicted model, not a curated record